AUGGGCAAGAGGAAACGAGCAGCUCGUCCUCAAGCAAAGAACGACGAGGACGAUGAAAUCAAAACCAGGAAAGCAUCGUCAAUAAACAAGAUCCAGACUUGGGACGACGUGGAACUGGAUGAUGAAGAUCAAUGCAAGUUCGCCGCUCAGAGAGACAUUAUUCGGUUCGACACCCAACCUGAACAAGGUUCACAUUCAUUCUUGUCCGUUCUUUCAGCAAAAUUCUUACAUUCAUGCAUCUUUGAUCCAGAUGACGACAUCCAAUCCGACGAAGAAGUAUUGCCUUUAGACUUGGAACAAGACGAUGCCGACACUGAUCUGGAUGAAGAUAAUCUGGCUGAAGACGACGAGCACUUGCUCAAAUUGACUCGGGCCAUGCGUCCUAACGCUGUUGAUAGUGACGAAGAUGACGAGGACCGCAUCUCCAAAGACGCAAAGGAUGAUGCUAGUGUGUGGGGCAAAUCUCGGUCAGUCUAUUACGACGCUGAUGAUGUGUCGGACGAUGAAGAAAAAGCCAAGGAGGAAGAAGAUGAAGCUCUGCGCAUUCAACGUCAGAGAGUGUCGAGAAUGCGCGAAGAAGACUACAUGGAUGAUUUUACCGAUAGUUUCAAGUCUAUACUGCAUCAAAUACCCGUGACGACAUCAGUCAAUAUUGCCGACAGCAAACACACUGCAAUAAAGUCUGAUCACGCUGAUCUGACACCUUCAAUGAAGAAGGUGUCAAAAUGGCUGUCCAACAACACUGAAAAUCAUCCCAACACUGGUGUAGCCAAAACCCUGUUAAUGAACAUCAUGUUUUAUACCAUGUUGAAGGGAGACCCACAAGUGGAGUCGAAACUCUUGGACAAGGUGUAUCAUGUCGUCCAAGAUCUCCAGAAUGUAUGGGAACAUCAGAAGGUUGAUGUGCCUGUAGCCGAGGAAGCCCCCGUAGCUGUGACUAAAGAGGUACAUGUGAAUAAAGAGGUCAAGCCAGCCAAAAGCCAGAAGAGGAAGGAAAAGCCGAGACCAACAGUCCUAGAUAUAGUGAAUCAACCCGAACAACCAGACGAAGAAUUCACCAUACCAGUCAUUGCCAAAAUACGUAAAUCUUCUAAACGUACUGUAAAGAACGGCGAUGAUGUGCUUAAUCCAUUUGAGGUGGAUGAAGUCGAAUUCAAGGAACGAGAGGCUAGUAGACGUAUCUCUCAAUUCUUGGCUCCAGGAAUGGACGUUGCUGAUAUCAAAAAAUCCAAGAAGCGACUAGUCAUGACUGGAGAUCAGGAUAUACCAUACAGAGAUCCAAAAACAGGUCGUGUCAUUCUUCCAGAAGAUCCAAUCGCAACCGCCAAUGCAAACAAGUCAGAUCCAAGGCUCAAACAGAGUCGUAAACAUGAUUUAGAAAUAGUUGACUCGUCGCCUUCCGUGUCGAAAGUCGCCAAACCAACGAGCAUCGUGCAGUCAAAGAAGAGCGAGUACGAGGAAGAUGGAGAGGAGUAUUACGAGGCCCUCAAGGCUUCCAAGAUUGAGAAAAAGGCCAAACGAUCCUUCAAUCCUGAUGACUGGUUGUACGAUGAUGCGACUGAAGAAGUUAUAGCAGCAGAUGGAAAACGUGGCAUCAGUUGGAAUAUUCUAACCAACAAAGGUCUCACUCCCAAACGGAAGAAGGAGCAACGUAAUCCACGUGUAAAGAAACGAAAACGAUUCGAAACGGCAAUGAAACGGUUGUCUUCUUUCCGUCGUGUGGCAGUGGAUAAGUCUAAAGUAGGUGCUUAUGGUGGUGAAGCUACUGGAAUCAAGUCCGGCCUCGUCCGCAGUAUUAAAUUUUCGUAG
Molecule: messenger RNA, 1809 nt
Organism: Synchytrium microbalum
Lineage: Eukaryota; Fungi; Chytridiomycota; Chytridiomycetes; Synchytriales; Synchytriaceae
Exons: 6
Coding region: 1-1809 (602 amino acids)
Biological process (GO): maturation of SSU-rRNA from tricistronic rRNA transcript (SSU-rRNA, 5.8S rRNA, LSU-rRNA)
Cellular component (GO): small-subunit processome; nucleolus
Source: RefSeq, a predicted model, not a curated record